Eimeria necatrix is the source of this 660-nucleotide messenger RNA. RefSeq lists its product as hypothetical. The transcript has 4 exons. NCBI's taxonomy places the organism in Eukaryota, Apicomplexa, Conoidasida, Eucoccidiorida, Eimeriidae. The record is from RefSeq and is a predicted model, not a curated record. Bases 1 to 660 code for a protein of 219 amino acids.
AUGGAGACUCGGAAGUUCUUUCGCGGGUUUUCGCUUCGGACCCUCAUCGGGGCCCCCCGUCUGUCGCCUCUAGUGCCUCUACAGCAGCAGAAGACGAGUUCGAAAGCCUUAGCCAGCAGCAGCAGCCUGCAGCAGCAGCAGCAGCAGCAGAAGCAGCAGCAGCAGCAGAAGCAGCAGCAGCAGCAAAAACAGACCAUGUGCUCAAUGAGAGCAGCACAGACGCAGCAGCAGCAGCAGCAGCAGCAGCAGAGUUGCUGCCACAGGACCUCGAAGAGCUGCUGCGGCAGCACCUGGUGUCUCUCCGCGACCCUCGGCAGCUGCCGCUGCAGCUCGCUGAGAAGCUGCUGCUGCUGCUGCGGCCUGCUGUGGACGAAGCAGCAGCAGCAGCAGCAGCAGCAGCAGAAGGAGCAGCAGCAGCAGCAGCAGCAGAAGGAGCAGCAGCAGCAGCAGGAUUUCCCACGCUGCCGCCGGAUAUCGUCAGUGCUCUUCGAGCAAAGGACCCGCGGACUGUUCUUUUGGCCCUUCAAAACGCAGGUAAUGCAAUGCAGCUUCCUUGAGAAUAAACAAAUCUGCUGCUGCUGCUGCUGCUGCUGCUGCUGCUGCUGCUGCUGCUGCUGCUGCUGCUGCUGGUACCGCUGCUGCUGCCCUUUUGUUGCUUGA